GCGCAUGCGCGUUGGCUGGAUUCCUAGCUGGCCGGGUUUCGCCAUUUUCUACACAAUAAAGAAAGUAACUAGCUUAAAUCGGUCUGGCGUUCUUUUAACCAAAAUAACAGGGCACAGGAGCCGUUGAGAGGUUACACGAAGACUUAGCACGACAUCCGAGAAUGGAAGACGACUGCCACCCAAAAACCCUUUACGUGGGGAACCUCUCUAGGGAUGUCACAGAGAACUUGAUACUCCAGUUGUUCACCCAGAUUGGCCCCUGUAAAAGUUGUAAAAUGAUAACAGAGCACACAAGCAAUGACCCAUAUUGCUUUGUGGAGUUCUUUGAACACAGGGAUGCCGCAGCUGCCCUAGCCGCAAUGAACGGAAGAAAGAUUCUUGGAAAGGAAGUCAAAGUAAAUUGGGCAACAACUCCAAGCAGUCAGAAGAAAGACACAUCCAAUCAUUUCCAUGUUUUUGUUGGAGAUUUGAGUCCUGAGAUCACCACUGACGAUAUCAGAGCUGCAUUUGCCCCCUUUGGGAAAAUUUCGGAUGCUCGUGUGGUGAAGGAUAUGACAACAGGGAAAUCAAAGGGGUAUGGAUUUGUGUCCUUCUAUAACAAACUGGAUGCGGAGAAUGCGAUAGUGCACAUGGGCGGUCAGUGGUUGGGUGGACGGCAAAUCCGGACCAACUGGGCCACUCGGAAGCCCCCAGCCCCUAAAAGCGUGCAAGACAGUAAGCAGAUCGCGCAUCUAGGCAGUUCAAAACAGCUGAGAUUUGAAGAUGUUGUGAACCAGUCAAGUCCCCAGAAUUGCACUGUAUAUUGUGGUGGCAUCCAGUCAGGUCUCUCGGAGCACCUUAUACGACAGACAUUUUCUCCUUUUGGCCAAAUAAUGGAAAUUAGAGUUUUCCCAGAGAAAGGCUACUCUUUUAUCAGGUUUUCCUCCCAUGAAAGUGCUGCCCAUGCCAUUGUAUCAGUAAAUGGAACUACCAUCGAAAGCCAUAUUGUUAAGUGCUACUGGGGCAAAGAGUCACCUGACAUGGCCAAAAGUGUCCAACCUGUAACUGAACAAGUGGAUUAUGGGCAGUGGGGCCAUUGGAAUCAGGUGUAUGGAAAUCCUCAGCAGUAUGGGCAGUACAUGACGACAAAUGGAUGGCAAUUACCAUCCUAUGGAAUGUAUGGACAGACAUGGAAUCAGCAAGGAUUUGGAGUGGAACAGUCGCAGUCUCCUGCCUGGAUGGGAGGAUUUGGGACUCAGCCCUCUCAGGCACAACCUGGUCCAGUGAUGAACCAGGCUAACUUCGGCAUGGCUGGAUACCAGACGCAGUGAAAUGGUCCACAACUUUCCAACAUCUGAGUCACUUUGUGGGAAGAUCUUUCUUCUCACUGGGAGGGAAUAAAGAGACUAAUACGAGUACAUUGACUUUUCCCCCCAGAAAACGUACAGAACUGACACAAAUCAGGGUUUGCUUAAAUAUAAAGAAGCAAAUUUUGAUUAGACAAAUGGGAUGAAUGCCUUCAGCAGGAAACUGAAUUUAUUUGCAUUUUUUUGUUGUUUGUUUGUUUUAAUGGAGUUGGAGAAAAUAAACUGCAUUUCCCCCCCACCCGUAUCAAAUACAUUUGCUUGAUGCCAAUUACAGGAAGUUCACAGGUACAUUGCAAAAAAGUUGUACGUUCUAUAGCCUGAUUCUUUUUAAGUGCUUUCCUUUUUCCUCUUCCAAAUAGCUGAUCAUGUGUUAGCUCAUCACAUUACGGACUUACUAAAAGAAAAAGAAAAAAACAAGCGUUCUGAUUCAGUAAACACAUGUAAGUAAAGGCACUUUUUGGAGGUCGUUGGACCUGUGUCUUGUAAAUGUUGAAGUGUAAAUGAAUUUCUAUGUGCAGUUGUGUAUAUUUAAUCCACACAUUAGCUCCUCAGUUCUCUCAGAAUCCUAGAGUUUGAUACAGUGUGUAUGAUGUUCUCUUUUUGCUAUGAUUUGCUGACACAGUGAAAUAUCUCUCAUUCAACAUGGAGAAAGGGUCACUAUGGCUGACAUUGUAAAUAAUCUUUGAUAACUGUAUGGAAUAUGGUUUUGGGAGUAUGCAUUCUUCAGUAGUGGAUUAAGCAGAUUUGACAUGCUGUGACUGACGUGCUGAAUUGAUUCAGUAUUACAAAUAAGCCUUAAUUUUCAGUCACGCUUCAACUUUCAAUUUAACGUUUUAAGACCCUUGUAGAAAGUUGUAUUGUUGAUUUUAGAGCCCACAGUACAUUUUGUCCAUUUGCAGUUUUGAAAAUAUGCGUGCCAUUUUUCUCUAGUAGCCAGAGAAAUGAGAUUUGGGUAUUUUUCUGGGAACUUUGUGCCUUUGAAAUGCAUGUUUCAAAGCACAUUGUUAAGGUUGCUUAAAGAAUCGAAUGUAAUAGGUAAAAUGUUUGAAUGCAAUUUAGCAUUUGAUAAUUUUCUUUUAAGUGUAAAUGAGUCAAUAAAUGAAACAUUGGACUAGACAUAA
This is a messenger RNA of Astyanax mexicanus (Mexican tetra), 2467 nucleotides long. RefSeq names its product TIA1 cytotoxic granule-associated RNA binding protein-like 1 (gene tial1). Gene Ontology annotation, biological process: regulation of mRNA stability; nuclear-transcribed mRNA catabolic process, nonsense-mediated decay; cytoplasmic stress granule assembly. The transcript is spliced from 12 exons. Gene Ontology annotation, cellular component: cytosol; cytoplasmic stress granule. The record is from RefSeq and is a predicted model, not a curated record. NCBI's taxonomy places the organism in Eukaryota, Metazoa, Chordata, Actinopteri, Characiformes, Acestrorhamphidae. The coding region runs from base 162 to 1310 and encodes 382 amino acids. Gene Ontology annotation, molecular function: DNA binding; mRNA binding.